Melitaea cinxia (Glanville fritillary) is the source of this 822-nucleotide messenger RNA. RefSeq names its product probable nuclear transport factor 2 (gene Ntf-2). Bases 144 to 542 code for a protein of 132 amino acids. The record is from RefSeq and is a predicted model, not a curated record. Gene Ontology annotation, biological process: protein import into nucleus. Gene Ontology annotation, cellular component: nuclear pore central transport channel. NCBI's taxonomy places the organism in Eukaryota, Metazoa, Arthropoda, Insecta, Lepidoptera, Nymphalidae. The transcript is spliced from 4 exons.
CAAUCCAAAAGUAGCAAUAGCAACACUAAAAGCCGUUUGCCAUUUUUGCUGUGUAAAAGGUAUGCUGUUGGUCCUCCGCAGGCCUGAAUUUUCUUAAAUAGUGAGAUUUAAAGACAUUUCCUGAUAUUUGGGACUAACUAGUCAUGUCUAUGGCACUAAAUCCACAAUAUGAUGCGAUUGGAAAAGGUUUCGUACAGCAAUAUUACACACUGUUCGAUGAUCCGGCACAGCGGCCAAGUCUCGCUAAUAUGUAUAAUGUUGAAACAUCAUUUAUGACGUUUGAAGGAGUCCAGUUACAAGGUGCUGUUAAAAUAAUGGAAAAGCUUAAUAGUCUAACAUUUCAAAAGAUUGGUAGACUUAUAACUUCAGUUGAUUCACAACCUAUGUUUGACGGUGGAGUUUUAAUUAAUGUUCUCGGUAGACUGCAGUGUGACGACGAUCCUCCACAUCCAUAUAUGCAGACUUUUGUUUUGAAGCCACUCGGAGAUUCCUUCUUUGUACAGCACGACAUAUUCCGCCUCGGCAUUCACGACGUUGCUUAAAUUCUAUUAAUUGUAUCAUAUUGCUAAAAAUAUUCAACUGGUUAUGACUAAUGAUUAUCUUGCUGCUAUAAUCUGUAUCUUGUUUUGGUUAUCUAGGUAUAAGAAGCUAGUAUGAUCACUACCCCCUCAAACAUUGAAAUUGUAAAUUAAACUCACCAUGAAAUAUUUAGCAAUAUUCUGGUUGGCCUUAGAUAAAUUUUCGAGUUGGCUUUAGUCAAUGUAAAGGUGGAUUUUUUUCAGUUACAUGUAUACAUUUUAUAAUAAAUACAUUAUUUUUUAA